GAGGAGGAGGAAGAGGAGGCGGAGGAGGAGGAUGAAAAGAUAACCCGCAAGCAGAAUGCACAAGAAAUGGCAAAGGCAAAGAAAAAACAUGAUGAGAGGGAUGCUGAUGAUGAAAGUGAAGAAGAGGAAGAAGAAAGUUCCAGGAAGAAAAAAACAAAUAAGAAGAAAAGCCAGAAAGCAGGUGCGAGCGGAGGAGGAGAAAGUGAGGCAGAAGAAACAGGAAAGGGAAAGGAAAGGGCUGGCAAAAAAGUGCCUGGCAAAGAACAAAGGGGAGAAAGCAAAGACAAACAAGCAAACAAGAAAGCAAAGGGGAAAGAUAAGAAGAAAAAGAACACCAGUGGGAGUUCAUCCGCAUCUGCUUCCAGCUCUUCAGAUGAAGAAUCACUAUGUGAAGAAGAACUAGCCAAGCUAAAAGAACAGGUGGAAGAGAAGAAAAAACUCAUAUCGGUUAUGAGAAACAAACCUUGGCGGAUGGUAAAGAAAUUACAGAUGUUGAGGGAGGCUCAAGAUUUUGUGGAAAAAUUUGAAGGAGCCUUGGGAAAGGGCAAAGGAAAAAAGCUAUAUGCCUAUAAAAUGAUGAUGGCCAAGAAAUGGGUCAAGUUUAAGAGAGAUUUUGACAAUUUUAAGACACAAUGUAUACCUUGGGAAAUGAAGAUAAAAGAAGUGGAAAGUCAUUUUGGAUCUUCAGUGGCCUCUUAUUUCAUAUUUCUGCGAUGGAUGUAUGGGGUAAACCUUGUCCUGUUUGGAUUAAUAUUUGGAUUAGUUAUAAUACCUGAGAUAUUAAUGGGUGCAUCAUAUGGAAGUAUCCCCAGAAAAAUCGUACCCAGGGCAGAGCAGCCAACUGCCAUGGAUUUCUCUGUUCUUUGGGACUUUGAGGGCUACAUAAAACAUUCUGCUCUUUUCUAUGGCUAUUACAAUAACCAGAGGACGAUUGGUUGGCUAAAAUACAGGCUGCCAAUGGCAUAUUUCAUGGUUGGAGUUGUCGGUGUAUAUGGAUACAGCUUGAUGGUGGUAAUAAGAUCGAUGGCCCGGAACGCCCAUGAAGACACAGGAGAUGGAGAUGAGGCAAACUUCACUUUUAGCUGGAAAAUGUUCACUAGUUGGGACUACCUCAUAGGGAAUCCAGAGACAGCAGACAACAAGUUUGCAUCUAUUACAACUAGCUUCAAGGAGUCGAUUGUGGAUGAACAAGAAAGCAACAAAGAUGAGAACAUCCACCUGAGAAGAUUCCUGAGGGUCUUGGCCAAUGUACUUAUAACAUGUUGCUUAUGUGGCAGUGGCUAUCUCAUUUAUUUUGUUGUUAAGCGUUCCCAGACUUUUUCAAAAAUGCAAAAUAUUGGCUGGUAUGAAAGAAAUGAGGUUGAAAUUGUGAUGUCCUUGCUUGGAAUGUUUUGCCCUCCCCUGUUUGAAACCAUUGCUGCCUUAGAAGACUACCAUCCACGCAUUGGACUAAAAUGGCAAUUAGGACGUAUUUUUGCUCUUUUUCUUGGGAACCUAUAUACUUUCUUGUUGGCUUUAAUGGACGAUGUCAAGGAAAAGUUGACUGAAGAAGGUGUGAUAAGGAACAUCACACACUGGACCUUCAUCACAUACCACAAUGUAACUGCAGGAAAUGGAAGUGCUGCUACUCCACCUCCCAUGGAUCCAGCAGAUGUACCUCGAGGACCUUGCUGGGAAACAACUGUGGGAAUAGAAUUCGUGAGGCUCACUGUGUCUGAUAUAUUGGUGACGUUUGUAACAAUACUUGUGGGGGACUUCCUCAGAGCUUGCUUUGUCAGAUUUGUAAACUAUUGCUGGUGUUGGGACCUAGAGGCUGGCUUUGAAUUCGUGAGGCUCACUGUGUCUGAUAUAUUGGUGACCGGAAAAAAGAAAAUGUAUGAUGUCAUUCAAGAAACCAUCAAAAACGACUUUCCACCCCUUGUAGCCAAGAUAAUCGGUUAUUUGGCAAACCCAGGACUGAUUAUAACUGCAAUUCUACUUAUGGUUCUUGCUAUAUAUUAUCUCAAUGCUGUGGCUGAAGCAUAUCAACAUGCCAAUGCAGAGCUGAAGAAGAAAAUGUUAAUGCAACGGGAAGAUGAGAAAAACAAGAAGAAUAACAAAGCUUCCACCAACCCGGCACUGCAAGAUCUAGAAGAUUUGCUCGUCACACAAGUGAAGACCAUAGAAGAACCUAAACAAGCAGAAGGCUCUGGUUUGGUACAAGACUUUAGUGUCAUGGAACUCAAGAAUAGAUACUAA
Molecule: messenger RNA, 2238 nt
Organism: Anolis sagrei ordinatus
Lineage: Eukaryota; Metazoa; Chordata; Lepidosauria; Squamata; Anolidae
Source: RefSeq, a predicted model, not a curated record